This is a messenger RNA of Anoplophora glabripennis (Asian longhorned beetle), 4773 nucleotides long. RefSeq names its product eukaryotic translation initiation factor 4E transporter. NCBI's taxonomy places the organism in Eukaryota, Metazoa, Arthropoda, Insecta, Coleoptera, Cerambycidae. Gene Ontology annotation, cellular component: cytoplasm; nucleus. Gene Ontology annotation, molecular function: mRNA binding. The transcript is spliced from 13 exons. The record is from RefSeq and is a predicted model, not a curated record. Gene Ontology annotation, biological process: negative regulation of translation.
UGAAAGAAAGGCAUAUGGCGUACGUUUCUAUUUUUGCUAAUUCAAAGAGAUUUUAAUAGUAUAUUAUGCGUGUUGUGCGUAUACAAGUUUGAAAGUGAUCGUUCUUUAUAUUUUGCUGCGUUAUACAAGCAUUUUCGAUUGGGAUAUUACCGUAACUUCUACAUGUCCGUGUGCGUAUGUUAAGUUUUUGUUGACGAAAUAACGAACUGUGAUAUUAAGCUUAGUUGUAUAUUAUAUAGGUUUUCCUUUAUACAAUUUCGAUUAUUUAUUGUACAAUUAGGAUUAGGUGUAUAGUUAGUUGAUUAAUUAACUAAAAGUGUGACCAAAGAAAAUUGUGCUAUGUCGCUGACACAAGCGUCAGACACAGAGAAUAUGCAGGUGAAGAUUAACUUGAGUGACAAGCAGUCUAAAAAUGGAGAUGAACGAAUCGAGGGAAUGAGUGUGUCUGACAUGCCCGAGUUUACAGACCCAGCUAUACUGGUAGUUCGAGAAACCGUCAAAAUCCGGUACACAAAAGAGGAACUGGUGGUGUUAAGGGAAUCCCCGCUGUCAAAGAGGAAACCGGACUCUUUCGAUAUAUCUGAAGUUCCUCCAUCGAUAUUGGACCCCGAACGUUGGAACAUCGAAAAGAAGAAAUCCGACACUCCGACUGAGAACGGGUCUAGAACCGGAGACGGCCCGGAGCAUAGGCGACGACCCGGGGAUCCGAGGGAACGUCUGAGGAAGGAGAACGACGGCAUCGUCUUGAGCCCUCAGCGGCGUAGCUUCAAUUCCGGUUGUUUUGUGCCAGUAAGGGAGACGGGGCGCUCUAAUAGGUCUCACAGCCCUCUCAACGGCAAGAAUGAACCUUCACAUGUCGGUGUCCGCGAGAUACAGACCAGUACCAGGCGUAUAGGUAGCGGCCGCAUCCUGCGUGAAUCUUGGGACUUCAACGAGAAGUCAGAGCAAGCCGAUGGCGACUUUAGCUUCAGAGGCCAGCAGCGUGACGAGAAAUAUGAGAGGCGCAGCUUCGGCAGGGACUUUGAGAUUACCAGGGAGAGGGAGAAUGGUGGAAAGGAGGGGGGAAGGCGCAAUGGACGCUUUGAGCGUCGCCGCAUCUCCGAGAAUAGAGAACAGGAGGAGCCCGAAUGGUUCUCUGGUGGGCCGAUGUCCCAGAACGAUACCAUUGAGCUGCGCGGCUUCGACGAGUCUGACAAACCGGGCGCCAAAAAGAAACUGUCUCCAUCCAGAGUAAAGCGUGCGAAGGAAUGGUCCAAGAAGAAAAACGGACCACAGCCGGGCACAGCGGAAGAGAAAGAGGAGCCCAAAGGAGCCGUGGGGCGGUCCACGCCUACUCCGCAAACCGGUACGGAAACCGAACAGUCCCAGAAACCGCAAACUAAGCCAACGGAGCCAAUAGCAACGACCAGUGAGGCUGAAAUUAAACCGGGCGAGUCAGGAGCAGCACACGACCAGUCGUUCAACUUCGACGAUAUUUUGAAGUGCGAUACUUUUCCGGGUUUGCUUACGAAUGGUGUGGGUGGCGACGGCGACAACAUGAAGUCCCGCUUCAGUCGUUGGUUUAAACAGGAGAGCCCCGAGAAGGCGGAGAGCCGACGUUCCUCCAUGCAAGAAGACCACCACAUCAUCAAGGACCUGCUGAAGGAUAUCGGCGAGACCAACGUGUCCAUACCGGGCGAUUCCGAGGCUUACUUUGCCCCCAUAUCGCCCGCAGGCAAUACCGGUGGUGUGAUCGGAGGGAAGCGGUCCAGCGGUGCCCAGUCGCAGCCUAUCAACAUCAUGGAGAUGCUGCAGAGGGGCAAGCACCAGGGGGAUAACGCCGCCGUUAAGCAGCCGCCACAAUUCCCCGGAAAAAUACUGAGCUUGGACGAACUGGAGGCCAAGAUGCGGCAGAAUGCCGACCUAUCGGCGUCGAUGCCACAGAAGCACCAGCAGCAGAAGCCGGACGAGGAGAUGACUGCCGCGUUUAAGAAACUGGCCAUGUUUUACUUCUUCGCCCUAUUUCGACCUUGGCUAUCUCCCAUUGAUCCACGUCCCAUUUCUAACAAAACACUACGUAUACUUGACGUGUCUGUCUUCAAAAAAAAAAAGACGAAAACCCUCUUUCAGAUGCUGAACCACUCGCAGCAGCAGGACGAGGCGGCUCGGAUGUCGGGCAACUCGCACCUUCUUGGUGCCAGCAACCCGAGCAUUACAGGCCUGCACCACCACGCCGCCGACCUCACCAUCAAGCUGCAGGCACAGUUGCAGCAGAAGCAGCAGAUGGAGAUGCUGAACAAGCUGAUCAAUGCUACGGUGCACCCCCAGCAGAUGAGGACGUCUCCCCUGCAGGACAUGGGCAUGCAGCAGAGCAGGGAGCUGCUCAACAGGCCUGAGGCGCAGGCUAUCUUGCAAGGCCUGAAAAGGGGUGAGAUAACCACCCAGCACCUGUACCAGCAGCUGGCCAAUCCCGCGUUGCAGCCCCGCCAUCGCGAGAUGCUUGUCACUAUUCUUAAAAUGCAAGGCGGCGGUGCCGGGUACGGGCCUAGCCCCCGCGUGCUGAGCCCCGUGCCCCCUCACCAUAUGUUUCAGCAGCAGCAGCAACAGCAGCUGCGUGUCUCUCCUUUGCCGCCGAACGCUAUGCACCAGCGCAUACCGUCUCCCCGUGAACUUCAGGUCCACACCCAGAAUAUCUUGCAGCGUGCACUGAUCAAGAAGAAGCUGGAGGAACAACAGGAGAACUACCGUAAGAAACAGGAGAUGCAGAGGGGCCAGAGUCCCAGCACCUCCAGCAGCGGUCAGGCUGUAGCCAAGAGCAUCUCGUCACCUACACCCCUGGCCUUUACCCCCACAUCCGUGCUAAGGAAGAUGACUGCCGAAAAGGAUGAGGGUAAGUUUUUUAUCUUAUGUACUUUCUUCAUUAUUAUUUUUUAAUCGUUACGGUUAGGAAAAGAAAAUAAAACCUCAGCCGAUUCUAAAGUGCCGCCAGGUCGUCCAUUGACGGGCAUGAGGCCCCAACCACCGCAACCGCAAGGACAGCAGUGGAACCCACAGUUCAACUCCAUCAAGCAAGCAGGUCGCCCGAUCGUGAAGGCCAACACCAACUACCCGACCCAGACCGCCGAGCAGUUCUUCAGCCAGCACCAGCGCCAGCAGCGCAUGUUCGCCCAGGCUCCGGCCGGUACUGCCCCGCAACAGCCCCAGCAGCCGCCCAAGCCUUCAGGUGCCGCCCAGUUUGGCGGCAGUCAGGCCCUCAACGGACCAGGUGGCCCCCAGGCACAGUACAAUUCCCAACAAUAUCCGUCUAAUCAACCGUUCGCCCAACAGCUGACCCAGCAACAGCUGCGCGCCCAACACCAGCACAGGCCUGCCAAUCCCCAACAGCAACAGGGACAACAGCAGCAGCCGGGGUUCCCACCCCAGCACCAGGGCAGCCAGCAGAUGGGGGUGUCCUGGCAGCAGUUCUUUAAUUCCACACAAGCCAACAGAAGCAGCAACCUGGCGGGCAGGGGCGGCAUGAAUGAUGGCGAUCUCUCUCCGACUACCAACCAGCUGGCCCGCUGGUUCUCCCCUGAUCUCUUGGAGCGUGCACGUGGCGGGGAGCUGCCUAGCACCGCAGGCCUGGCCCAACACGCGCUCAGUCUGGAGGAGAUCGAGCGGCAGACAGCGCCGCCCGUCCACAACUAAUCUCAAAAACUAUGUACCUGGACUCUCUCAAAUCGAUCUUACUAUAUAACACCUUAUGGUAAUGUCAGUCAACGACUUGGUGUAUUUUAGUAAACAAAAAAAAAAUAUUUUAAAUGUCUCAAGAAUAUUUAUUCGUCUUAGAUGACUCGUCAAUUUUUCUCUAAAAAAAAAAAAAUUGAAAACUCGUUCCAAUGAAUUUAAACACAGUUAGCCCCAAAAGUUUGUACAUAAUGGAGUAAAGAGAUUAUGGAACAGCGUUGUGAUAGCACUGGGAGCGAUGAAUUUAUUGCAAGAUUUUUCAAUUGGGGAGGGUGUCGGGACAAUUUCCUUUGUGCCAGUUCGGGCACCCUCUCGAAAAUGGUUACGACGCUCGCCGUAGAAACUAAAUUGUCUGUGUGGUUAAAAAAACGUCCGCGUCCUUUCAAACUGUAGGGAAGUUAUGCCUAGGAGGAAAUUAAGUUGUUUAGAGUGUACCAUUUGAUUUUUCGGUUUGAUGUUGAGGAAUUUUUUGUUUGAUUUUGGUGUUAAAGUAACCGAAGCGGCCGUAACCAUUUCCGUAAUCGUAUAUAUAACGUACAAUGUAAAGAAACAUGAAAUGUAUCAAUAUUGUAAACUACAGAACUGAUUUUAAAGUCGUUUCCUUAUAUAUAUUUGUUUCUUUUUUUUUUGAGGAAUUAUUUUUAUUCUUUUAUAAUGGAAGCGGCAUGUAAUUUCUUGAUAUGGAGUGCUUCCGUUAUAAAAAAAUUUGUAUUAAUCGUUUGCCAUCGCAACACAUUCCUAUUAUGAUUAUACUGUAUCGCUCGCAAAAAAAAAGAGCUUCAAGUGUAAGAUAUCUGUUCUUGUUUCGGAAAAUGGUCAUUCGAAAGUGAUGAAAAUGUAAAACUGUAAAUCUGUUGAGAUUCUUUAUUGGACCUAGUCAGAACUAGUUUUUCAAAAAAAAAAUAAAAAAUCGAACAGACUCGAGAAAUUGUUGAGGAAUGAAUUCGAAAGAAAUUAUUGUUACAACUAUUCCAUCAGCCUCUACUGUAAACAUUAUUUUGUAAAUAAAGGGAAUGUCAAUCAUAAUGACAUACUUUUGUUUGAAGAUUAAUUAAAGAGCAAAAAAUA